Molecule: messenger RNA, 1110 nt
Organism: Candida albicans SC5314
Lineage: Eukaryota; Fungi; Ascomycota; Pichiomycetes; Serinales; Debaryomycetaceae
Product: phosphatidylinositol-binding protein
Exons: 2
Coding region: 1-1110 (369 amino acids)
Biological process (GO): endoplasmic reticulum membrane organization
Cellular component (GO): plasma membrane; endoplasmic reticulum membrane
Molecular function (GO): FFAT motif binding
Source: RefSeq, a predicted model, not a curated record
AUGGAUGUUUCACCAAACAAUUUAGAAUUCACUGGAUCAUUUACCAAACAAAUCACUGAAUAUUUAACUUUAUCUAAUCCAACUAAUACUCCAUUGGCUUUUAAAGUUAAAACCACUGCACCAAAGUUAUAUUGUGUUAGACCAAAUGCUAGUAUUGUUCAACCAGGAGAUUCAUUACAAAUUUCUAUUAUUUUACAAGGAUUUUCUCAACCAUUACCAAAUGAUUAUAAAUGUAAAGAUAAAUUUUUAUUAGUUUCUGUACCAGCACCAAAUUCAAUUGAUCCAUCUAAAGUUGGUGAAUCUUGGAGUCAAUUAGAAGCUCAAUUCAAACCUCAAGUUGUUUCUAAAAAAUUGAGAGUUAAUUAUGUUGUUGGUCCAGAUAAGCCAGAUGGUGGUGCUGGUGUCAAUCAACAACAACAACAACAACCAAGUCAACAACAACCACAAUUCAAUCAACAACCACAACAACAAUCUCAGCAAUUUCAACAAUCUCAACCAUCUCAACAAUCCAUUCCACAAUUGCAACAACAACAACAACAACCAAGUCAAUCAAGUAUUGAUGUUGGUACUGGUGCUGGUAUUGCUGCCGGUGCUGGUGCUCUUGCCGGUGGUGUUAUUGGUAGUUCUGGCUAUAAUCAAGCUCAGAAUGUUCCAAAUGGUGAUAAUUCUUUCAAUCAAACUGCCAAUAGAUCAUUUGACACUUCUUCUGCUCAUAAUGGUUUCAAUAACCAAUCAUUUGGUGGUGCUUCUCAACAACAACAACAACAACAACAACCUCAUCAACAAUUACAACAACAACAUUAUCAACAAUCAAGCUAUCAAGCUACUGGUGGUAAUGGAUACGGUGGCAAUGUUGGUGGUGGUGUUGGUGCAGGUGCAGGUGCAGGUGCAUCUCAACCAUCUCCAGCUUUACAACGUGAAUUGGAAGCUUUAGCUAGACAAGUUCAAACAUUAUCUACUAAAUUGGAUCAAAAUGAAAAAUCUGCUGCCUCAAGAAGUCCAGUUUCUUCCUUGGUUGGAGGAUCUGGUGAUGAUGUCAGUGGUAUUUCAUUACCAGUUGCUUUAGUUUUAGUACUCAUUGCUUUCCUUAUUGGUUGGUUAGUAUUUUAA